AUGUCUCAUUCAAGCAAUACCACCAUUCCAUCCGACUAUUCUGACAUCUCCACUACAACCGCUAAGAAGUUCAAAUACCCUUCCUACAAACGAUUCAAUGGUGUACCUAGCUGGAACCACAAACUCCCACAACCUAAAGGAUUCCAUACCACCUAUCAGAAAAAUCACACACGGAAAUCUCCCCCUUAUGCCUUGUUCCUCUACUUCACCUCUCUUGAAAGACAACACCCAUCCAAACAAUAUUCAGUUGCUUCACCCCCAUCUCACGCUUACAAUCCGCCGGAAUAUCCCAAAUUCAACUCGGUCUCAAAUAGCAACUGUGAAGAGUUGGAUGUGCUCCAGGAUUACAGCAGUUGCGAAGACAUUGAAAUGUUCGAAGAGAAAUAG
This is a messenger RNA of Tremella mesenterica DSM 1558, 387 nucleotides long. RefSeq lists its product as uncharacterized. The coding region runs from base 1 to 387 and encodes 128 amino acids. The record is from RefSeq and is a predicted model, not a curated record. The transcript has a single exon. Lineage: Eukaryota; Fungi; Basidiomycota; Tremellomycetes; Tremellales; Tremellaceae.